Molecule: messenger RNA, 1749 nt
Organism: Frankliniella occidentalis (western flower thrips)
Lineage: Eukaryota; Metazoa; Arthropoda; Insecta; Thysanoptera; Thripidae
Exons: 2
Coding region: 1-1749 (582 amino acids)
Source: RefSeq, a predicted model, not a curated record
AUGGCAUUCUCAGAUCAUACUUGGAUGGGAGGCGAGCAAGAGAUCAUCCGUUGGUCUCCAGAUUCCCAAAGAUUUUGCGGCUCCAAUUAUAUUGGGAUGAUAUUGAGUCUUCAAAAUUUGCCUCCUGUUAAAAGCUCACAAUUCUCAUCAAUAUAUCUACUUGCCUUGGCCUUUUCGGAAGACAUCAAAACUACUGGGGGGUUUGAGAAAAUCUUGGUGCCAUUUUUGGCAGAGUUAAGAAAGCUUGAAAGUGAGACUGGUGUUCUCAUUGACAUUAGCAUUGGAGAACCUUUUGCCCUUAGAGCAACAUUAACAGUUUUGUGUGCAGAUACGUUAGCUGCCCAUGAGGUAUUGGGGCUUCUUUCUCCAUCAGCUCGCCAUUUUUGUAGGGUUUGCAUGGUAUCCAGGCAAGAGUUUAGAGCUAACCUGUUGGCAGUGGGUGAGAGGAGGACCAAAGCUAUGUUAGAUGAACAAGUGAGAUUGAUGAAUCAAAGAAGAUCAAGACAAACGGAGUUUGGUGUGAGGAAAAGCUGCCCCCUUCAUCUUUCACGUGGCUUUGAUGGCACUAGGGAUGUCAUUUUCGAUUGCUUCCACGAUUUGCUGGAAGGAGUAUGCCAUUGGGUGGUUUCUCUUUGUUUACGCUCGUUCAUCUCUGUUGAUAACAAUAUCAGCCUCAAAGAUUUGAAUGACAGAAUUCCUGCUUUCAACUAUGGAGUAAAUGAGAUCAAGAACAAAGCAAGUGCCAACUUCAGUGAUGAUUCUCUCAAAGGUUCGAAGCUCAAGCAAACAGGCUGUCAAAUGUGGUGCUUGACCAGAAUGUUGGGCUUUCUGGUACCCGAAGUGCCCGCAGAAGAUGAACAUUUGAAACUGCUAAAUCUUCUUCAGGCCAUUCUUCUAAUUGUAUUCUCUGAUGCUGUCCGCCCAGAAGAUAUAACAAGAUUAGAAGAACUCAUUGCAGAACAUCACACUUUAUUUGAGAGACUCCAUGUCACCCCAGAACAUAAUGUAUUUGAUGAUUUGAGUGAUGAUGAAGAAGAAGCAGAAGAGAACCCUGAUGACCCUAUGGACGAUGAAGAGGCUGCAUCAGUUCAGCGAAGCAGAGUCCCCAAAAAGGUGACACCAGGAAACAAGCUACAUCAUCUUGUACAUUACCCUGACAUUUUCCGGGACCAUGGAAGUCUGAUUCGUUAUUGGUGUGCAAGGUAUGAAGGGCGUCAUCAGAUUUUCUGCAAGUAUGGGUCGAUUUGCUGCAAUUUUAUCAACAUUAUUAAGUCUAUGGCUCAAAUGUAUCAGUUGAGUACAUUAAGCGACCAUCUGAAAACAACAUACAUAGCAGAAGAGAUGGAAUUGCUUGGCCCUCAGGAGAUAACAGUAGAACUUUCAAGGCAUAGACAAUAUCUUAUUGAAUGUGGUCUGGCACCUGAUGACAUAGUCAGUGAUGUUGAAGCUGUUUCCAUUGCAGGUGAAACUUACCGACCAAGCCUCUUUGUCAUUGUUGAUUGUGCCACCCCAACAUUUGCCAUAAUACAGUACAUAUAUGUUAAAGGGAGUGAAGUGUAUCUUGUUCUGAGGCCAUGGAGAACUGUUGCCUUUGAGAGGCGGUAUUGUGCUUACCGUGUAGAAGCUACCAAUGAAUCAAGUGUAUUCAUUCAGAGUCACCAAGAUUUGGCUAGACAUGGAACCUUUGCACCAUGGAAUCCUUGGAAGCAAAGAACCACCUACAUUGCCCCUAGGACAAUCCUCUUUUGA